CUGAACUGUAAUGCCACUUUCUGGUCCGGCACAACUCCACUGUCUGUGACAUCCUCCGCAUUCUCCAGAGAUCACUAGUCUAGUCACCUUAUUGCAACGGAGGACUCAUCAACAUCACCGGCAUCAACCAACCCAGCCUCUGCACCCCAUCCUUCGCUGUCCGCACUAUCUACUCACCGGGAAAGCUUCAAUCAGUAGAGACACCAAAUACUUAGGGAAGCUGAUGAAGCAGUGGCGACCUCCAUUUUAAUCUCCACAAGAACCAUCAAGGAUUCUGAACAACAACUCUAUUAGACAUUGACUUGGAGGAUGAAGACUGGCCUGAACUACUAACUGGCUUUUGGUAUUAUAACCCAGCAUACAUAGUAAGGCAACCAGAUUGGGGGAUGGUGUCUAUGAUACCUUCAUGAUGAUAGAUGAAACCAAAUGCCCACCCUGUUCGAAUGUACUCUGCAAUCCUUCCGAACCACCUCUACCCAGAAGACUAAAUACCACUGCCGAGCAGGUAGCAAGAGACCACACUCAGCGCUUUCUGAAUGGAGGUGAGGUGAAGGUGGAACAGCUGUUUCAGGAAUUUGGCAACCGAAGAUCCGAUACUCUCCAGUCGGAUGGCAUCAGCGACUCUGAGAAAUGCUCUCCUACCGUUUCUCAGGGUAAGAGUUCAGAUAGCUCGAAUGCGGUAAAACCCAGCAGUUCAGCCAAAGCAUCCAAAGUGGUGCCACUGACUCCAGAGCAAGCGCUGAAGCAGUAUAAACACCACCUCACUGCUUAUGAGAAGCUGGAGAUCGUCAACUAUCCAGAAAUUUACUUCGUGGGUCCAAAUGCCAAAAAGAGACAUGGAGUGAUCGGUGGUCCCAAUAACGGGGGGUACGAUGAUGCAGAUGGGGCCUAUAUUCAUGUACCUCGUGACCAUCUAGCUUAUCGAUAUGAGGUGCUGAAAAUUAUCGGCAAGGGGAGUUUUGGGCAAGUCGCCCGGGUCUACGAUCACAAACUCCGACAGUAUGUGGCCCUAAAAAUGGUGCGCAAUGAAAAGCGCUUCCAUCGGCAGGCAGCUGAGGAGAUCCGGAUUUUGGAGCAUCUCAAAAAGCAGGACAAAACUGGGAGCAUGAACGUCAUCCACAUGCUGGAAAGUUUCACAUUCCGGAAUCAUGUCUGCAUGGCCUUCGAAUUGCUGAGCAUAGACCUUUAUGAGCUAAUUAAAAAAAACAAGUUUCAGGGGUUUAGCGUCCAGUUAGUUCGCAAGUUUGCUCAAUCCAUCUUGCAAUCCUUGGAUGCUCUCCACAAAAAUAAGAUCAUUCACUGUGACCUGAAGCCAGAAAACAUUCUCCUGAAACACCACGGGCGCAGUGCAACCAAGGUCAUUGACUUUGGGUCCAGCUGCUUCGAAUACCAGAAGCUUUACACCUAUAUCCAGUCUCGGUUCUACAGAGCUCCGGAGAUCAUCUUAGGAAGCCGCUACAGCACGCCUAUAGACAUAUGGAGUUUUGGCUGCAUCCUCGCAGAACUUUUAACAGGACAGCCUCUCUUCCCGGGAGAGGAUGAGGGGGACCAGCUGGCCUGUAUGAUGGAGCUGCUAGGGAUGCCACCACCAAAACUUCUGGAGCAGUCCAAACGUGCCAAGUACUUUAUUAACUCCAAGGGCCUACCUCGCUACUGUUCUGUGACUACUCAGGCAGACGGGAGAGUCGUGCUUGUGGGGGGUCGCUCACGUAGGGGUAAAAAGCGGGGUCCGCCAGGCAGCAAGGACUGGGUGACAGCACUGAAGGGGUGUGACGACUGCUUGUUUAUAGAGUUUUUGAAAAGGUGUCUCCACUGGGACCCCUCUGCCCGUUUGACCCCGGCUCAAGCACUGAGACAUCCUUGGAUUAGUAAGUCUGUGCCCAGACCUCUGACCAUUGAAAAAGUGUCGGGUAAACGGGUGGUAAAUCCUGCAAAUGCUUUCCAGGGACUGGGUUCCAAGCUGCCUCCAGUUGUCGGAAUAGCCAAUAAGCUUAAAGCUAACUUGAUGUCAGAAUCCAACGGUGGUAUACCUCUGUGCAGUGUAUUGCCCAAACUCAUUAGCUAAUGGACAGUGCUGUGCUCAGAGAUGCAUAUGUAUGUAUUUUUAAUUGUCUUGCAAACCUGAACAUGGCGGAAAAAAAAAAAAAAAAAACACGAGCCCGUUGGUGGGUAUGUUUUUGUUAGACUAGAUUUCUUUUUUUUAACACGGCAAAACAUUUUUAUAUGUCUGUAACAGAACUCUUCAAGGGCUAAUGACCUAACCAGCCUGUGUUGGCCAUCCUGGAAUGUACAUUAAAUGACUUUUUAUAGGUCAGUG
This is a messenger RNA of Herpailurus yagouaroundi (jaguarundi), 2317 nucleotides long. It is a transcript of the gene DYRK3, whose product is annotated as dual specificity tyrosine phosphorylation regulated kinase 3. Gene Ontology annotation, biological process: peptidyl-serine phosphorylation; cytoplasmic stress granule disassembly; positive regulation of cell cycle G2/M phase transition. The transcript is spliced from 3 exons. Bases 407 to 2065 code for a protein of 552 amino acids. Gene Ontology annotation, molecular function: protein serine/threonine/tyrosine kinase activity; protein serine/threonine kinase activity; ATP binding. Lineage: Eukaryota; Metazoa; Chordata; Mammalia; Carnivora; Felidae. The record is from RefSeq and is a predicted model, not a curated record. Gene Ontology annotation, cellular component: nucleus; cytoskeleton; cytoplasm.